AUCUAGAUCUAAUAUUACAUAUCGUAAAAAUGGCAAAUGUUUUUGAGCAACGGAAAUCAAACAAAAUUACUUUAGAUGAUACCACCCCAUUAUCCUGUUCAAUAGAAACAGCGCAAAAAAAGGAUGAUCAUGUGGAGUACAUAGUUCGUGUGCAGAGAGGUCCCUUGCGAGAUCAUUCAUGGCAGAUUACUAAACGCUACAGUGAUUUUGAGAAACUAGAUGCACAGCUCCGAAUAACCAAUGUUGAGCUUCCACUGCCACCCAAGAAAGUGUUUGGGAAUUUCGACAGAGACUUUAUUGCUGAAAGGCAGAAUGGACUGCAGGUAUAUCUGAAUGCAAUAACAAGUAUACCAGUAAUUGCUAAUAGUUUGAUUGUGAAGAAAUUUCUAGAUGUCAACAACUACUCCUCAAACUUUCUGGAAACAGCACUGCAGCAUGUUUCUAUGUUGUUUCGUUCAGAACCAAACUGGGAAGUCAUUGAACCACUACCAGAUAUUGGGUGGAGAAUUCGAAAGCAUUACAUUCUAAUCAAACCAGUGUCACAGCCUAAAGUUCGGCAAAUGUUAUCAUGGGUUGAAUAUGGUCCAGAUAUGUAUUUAUUAACAAAAGAUUUGAGUGCCAUCAUCAAAAUACUUCCUUCUAUAAAACACCCAUAUAUAUUCCCGACCUUGUUCACAACAUCCAAUGAGAGUGGGAGCAUGAUCAUCCAUGACUUCCAGGAAACUGGGACACUACGAGACCUAAUUUACAAGUGCAAACCCAAAGGUCCUUAUCUGAAAAAGUAUUCCAACCCCAAAAAUGUAAAUCCUUUUGAUUUUGGAACUGUGAAAAUCUUUGGUAAACAAAUUUUAGAGGCAUUGAAAUUCUUACAAGAUAAAGGCUUUCCUUAUGGUCACCUCCAUGCUGGCAAUAUUGUAGUAAUUAACAAUACCUGUCAAAUUAUGGAGCUAGAGAACAGCCUUCUGGGAUUGCCAGGAUUUUAUAGAGGGUUUUACAUCCAGUUGAAAAAAGUGCAGCAGUCCUUGGAGGCAGUGGAUGUCUAUUGCUUUGGGCAUGUCCUCUAUGAGAUGGCCCUGGGUGUUCAGCUGAACACACCCACCUGCGACACAUUCCCCCCUGAAUGUCCUGCUCAGAUCAGAUCAGUUCUUGAGUCCAUAUUAACAACAGAAGCUUGUAAAAAUGGUCUUCCCACAGUUGCUAACCUACUUUCUCACCCGUUAUUUAGUGAUGUGAAUUUGGUGCCACAGACCAACAAGCCAGUUUUGAAGAUACCAAGUAAACUGAAAGAUUUUGUCAAGUCAUCCAAAGAAGAAAUUGAGAGCAGACUCAAAAGUGAUCAAAAAUUGCUUAAGCAAGUUCAAAGGUUAUCAAAAGCUAAAGAGUUUCAUAUGUCUGAAGAGGAAACAAAGAAAAGGAGGAGAUCUAGAAAGAAAGCCAUAGAGAAUGGUGUCUCAGAACCAGCAUCAACAUCAUCAUCUGUAUCAUCACCACCGGCAACACCAACCACACCUGCUCCUGCUGGUACUGCUCCAUUAUCACCUCCACCACCUCCUUCAUUAGCUCCAGCUCCAGCUGCUCCACCACCCCCACCCCCUGCACCAGGAGGACCUCCACCACCUCCACCAGCCGCCCCGCCCUCAGCCUCUGGAACGCGCGGAGCCCUGCUGAGUUCCAUCACUAGCUUCAGUAAAGGGGCACUAAAGAAAGCACAGACAAACGACAGAAGCACUCCUAAAGUGUGAAAAUAUUGUUUCUGAUUAUGAUGGAUUUUAUUACUGACCAGAGGUUUCACUUUACUAGACUCAUUCCAAUAAGACUAUCAUGAGAAUUAUAUCCUUUGGAUAUUGAUGUUAGUGUUGAUGUAUGUCAUACUAAAAUGUGAUAUCUUUACCUGGUGGCUAUUGUUUUGUCAUUCCAGUACUUGUGCUCUGUGAGGUGUCUUUUUAUGGGAUCUUCAUUUAGUAGUUAUCAAUCAAUCUUUAUGUGAUCUUUGUUUGGCUUUAUAUAAUCAAUGCUUUAUCUUGUAAUGUUCUUCAUAGAAUUUUGGACUGAAAUAACAGAUUCAGUUUGUACGCACACUGAUUAGGUGUUGAUGAUUCACUCAUAUCCUGUUUAUUCAGCAGUGAACAACAAUACCUAUUCUGAUCUGUUUAAUAUGACCUUUUCAUUCCAUUGUCAUAGUCUUGACUUCAAUGUAUAGAGGGAGUGUAAUUGCUUUAUUUCUUGCUUUGCUUCCGUGAACUAGUAUCUCAAUUCAGAGGCUAUCUAAGACAUUAUUUUCAAUAGCAUGCAUACAUUAAAAGUGCUUGUUGGCUUUUUUUUUUUAAAUUUCUUUAAUGAUUAUUACUUUUUUGUUCAAUAUAAUCUUUUGUAUAUAAUAAAAAAUUCAGGCAAUAAUUUCGACUCCCACAAUGAAUGCUGAGAAAGUUCAUCCAACAAUUUACUACAAUUUGCUGUUUUAGAGUUUAGAAUUUGUUUCUGCCCUUGUAAGACAGUCACCUGUAAUUAAUAUUGUCGCUGUUUCCAAUUUCUUAUUUGGGGCAUCGUCAUAAUUAAAUUUUGGCAGAUGAUUUUUUUAUACUUCCUUAUAUAAAUAUAAUGACAAUGGUUACAAAAUAAUAUUGCUUAUAAAAAUGAAGUGUAGAUUUUCCAACAUUUUCCUGAAACCAUUGUAAUCAGCUUGUUGGUAAAACAAUUUCUUUAAAACAUUCCUAACAAAUUUUUAAAAAAUCUUAAACAUUUUGUUUCUUAUCGUUAAGAUUUUAAAAAAUCAAGAGAAGCUACAUAGGACGCUAUUUUACUUGUAACUUGAAAUAAACUUAGUUGACUUUCCAUACCAUUCAGUGUGGUAGCAUCCAAAUUUAUUUGAAAAAAUUAUUCCUAUGUUUCUUUGAAAUCCUGAGCAUAUUAAAAUUGUCAUUACAUACUGGCGGUUUAACAAUUACCAUCAUCUAUUCAACUGUGCUAUUAAAUCAUUUGUUUGCACUGGUAAUGAAAUAGGUCAUUUCUUCAAACCACUUUUCAAGUUAUACUAUUCAAUAAGAUAAGCAGCUUCCAAUUAAAACAACAACAAAAUGUGUAUACUUACGACUGUUUCUUGUGAAGAUUAUUGAUUACUUGACUCGAGAUGUUUUUAUUAUCAUAAUUUUCUAAAUGACAAGUUCAGUUUAUAAUAAUGUUUUGACAUCCUCUCUGUUGUAUUUUGAGUUGAAUGUAUGCUUUAUUUAUAAAUAGUUUCUUUACAUCAUUCUAUGUUCAUUCCAUUUUAUUGUAAGUAUUUUUUUAAAUACUAAUUGGUUUCCAUAAAUGUUUGUUUGGGUUUCGCAUUUCCUUGGUGGUGCAAUCUAUUGUUAAGUUUUUAGACUUCUUGGAAUACUCAUUGACUUUUUCCGCCAUUUUUGUAUCAUUUGUCACUGCCUCUGAUUGGCUAGUAUGCAAGUUUGUAGUUUCUCAUUGACAUUGUUUAUUUUGUCACAGGUAAAAUGUUAAGACAUUUUUGCUUUGUUGUUGUUGUUUUUUUUUUUGUUGUUCUUUUUUUCAGCAUCUCUUAUUUAUAAUCUGCUUACUUGAUUUAUCUGAUUUGAUUAUGUCAUCGCUUUUUAAAUAACCAAAUGUUGCUAGUAUUGUAAUCACUUGUUUUUAGUUAAUUAAUAUUAAAUAAUAAUGAAGCAGA
Biomphalaria glabrata is the source of this 3673-nucleotide messenger RNA. RefSeq names its product PX domain-containing protein kinase-like protein. The coding region runs from base 30 to 1742 and encodes 570 amino acids. Gene Ontology annotation, molecular function: phosphatidylinositol binding; ATP binding; actin binding. Gene Ontology annotation, cellular component: late endosome; early endosome; extrinsic component of endosome membrane. NCBI's taxonomy places the organism in Eukaryota, Metazoa, Mollusca, Gastropoda, Planorbidae. The transcript has 14 exons. Gene Ontology annotation, biological process: protein targeting to lysosome; protein phosphorylation; endosome to lysosome transport. The record is from RefSeq and is a predicted model, not a curated record.